Molecule: messenger RNA, 1275 nt
Organism: Effrenium voratum
Lineage: Eukaryota; Dinophyceae; Suessiales; Symbiodiniaceae
Source: the annotation of a GenBank genome assembly
AUGGAGAGGUUGCAGCGCAUCUCCGGGCAUGUUGUGGCGUCCAUGACGGCAGACAGGACGCUGCUGCCGCAGCCAACGGCCAUGUCAGGCGCCACCCCGGGCGAUGACGACGUGGUCAUCUGCUGCGCUCUGCGCAGCGCGGUGGGUAAGGCGAUGAAGGGCUUCAAGGAGCUGCCGCCUGAGGACCUCCUGGCCGAGGUCUUCAAGGCAGUGGUCGAGAAGACCAAGAUCGACCCCAAGCAGAUUGGCGACUGCGUGAUCGGCAACGCGCUGCAGCCGGGUGCCGGUGGCUUCGGGACGAGGAUGUCCAUGUUCCUGGCGGGCUUGCCCUAUGAGGUGCCGAUGUACACGAUCAACAGGCAGUGCAGCAGUGGGCUGCAGGCCGUGGCCACGAUCGCGCAGUCGAUCAGGACGGGCACCAUCGACGUCGGCCUGGCUGGAGGCGUUGAGUCCAUGUCGUACUAUCCGAUGGCUUGCGCCUACGACCUCAAGAAGGUGUCGCCCAACGUGGAGAAGGAUGCAAUGGCCAAGGCCUGCCUGCUGAGCAUGGGCAUCACGUCGGAGAACGUGGCGGCUGAGUACAAGAUCUCGAGGGAGACCCAGGACAAGUUCGCGGAGGCCUCCCACGCAAAGGCGUUGAAGGCGCAGAAGGAGGGCCUCUUCGACAGCGAGAUCGUCCCCAUCAAGACGACCCAGACCGACAAGGACGGCAACAAGAAGGAGGUGGUGAUCUCCAAGGAUGAGGGGCCCCGCCCUGGCACCACCUUCGAGGUGUUGUCCAAGAUGAAGCCUGUGUUCAAGCAGGGCGGCAGCACCACGCCCGGGAAUGCGUCUCAGCUGUCCGAUGGCGCCGCGGUGGUCUUGUUGGCGCGAAGGUCGAAGGCGAAGGAGCUGGGCUUGCCCAUCCUGGCGCGCUUCCGCUCGUUCGCGGCCGUGGGUGUCGACCCGCAUGUGAUGGGCGUUGGUCCCGCCUUCGCCAUCCCGCCGGCCCUGAAGCAGGCAGGCCUCGAGGUGAAGGAUGUGGACAUUUUUGAGAUCAACGAGGCCUUUGCGUCCCAGGCGUACAUGAGCAUCAACCACCUGGGCAUCCCCAUGGAGAAGGUGAAUCCGAAGGGUGGCGCCAUCGCCCUUGGUCACCCCCUGGGGUGUACGGGCUCGCGACAGAUCGCCACGCUGCUGCCUGAGCUGAAGCGUCAAGGCAAGAAGAUCGGCGUGUGUUCCAUGUGCAUCGGAAGCGGCAUGGGAGCAGCGGGCGUGAUCGAGAGUGAGCAAUGA